UCCAAAGCAAAAUGCUGACAGCAGCCGGGGUCUGUGAAUCAGGGAGCCCCAUUGAAGUGGUGUCUGUAUAAAUAGCCCCACAGAUGCCUGAGCAGGAGACCGCGUGGUGGAUUCCCCUCAACGCAUACAGCUCAUUCUGUUGGGUCAGUCAGUGCUGAGAUAUCUGAAACAAUGGCUCUGACAAACCCUAUGUCAACGCCCAUGGGACCAUGGAAGAUUACUGUUUAUGAUCAGGAGCAUUUCCAGGGCAGGCGUUGUGAAUUCACCGCUUGCUGUCAGAACAUCAUGGAGUACGGAAUGGAGACUGUCCGCUCCCUGAAGGUGGAGUGUGGCGUCUGGGUAGGUUUUGAGCACUCUACCUUCAAUGGCCAGCAGUUCAUCCUGGAGAAGGGAGAUUACCCUUGCUGGGAGGCCUGGAGUGGCAGCAAUGCCUACCGCAUUGAGAGGCUGAUGUCCUUCCGCCCCAUCUAUUCUGCUAUGCACAGUGAUUGCCGUAUGACGCUUUUCGAGUGUGAGAACAUGACUGGAAGGCAGUGGGAGGUGUGCAAUGACUACCCCUCCCUGCAGGCUAUGGGAUGGUGCAGCAAUGAGAUCGGCUCCAUCCAAGUCAUGAGUGGAGCAUGGGUAUGCUACCAGUAUCCUGGUUACCGUGGUUACCAGUACAUUAUGGAGUGCGACUGCCAUGGAGGCGAGUACAGGCACUACAGGGAGUACGGUUGCCAUGCUCAGACCCCCCAGAUCCAGUCUAUCCGUAGGAUCCAGCAUUGAGAGGAACCAGCCGUGUCCUUCCUCCCUUCCCUCCCUUCUUCCUCCUGAACCCUUUAAACUUCCACUUCCUCCAUCCUUCUGUUCCCAGCCAUGCAAGAUGGUUUGUUGACUCGGACGGCAGGCUGGUAUAUUGGUGCUACACUAAUGUAACAAGUUCCCAGCAUGUUUUUUACCAACUACAUGAGGAAAGAAAGACAAACUAUUGACAGCAGGAACGAUGAGAAAAAAAAGCAGAAGAAAAAGUCCUGUAUGAUGACGGGAGCCGGAGAAGCUGGGAGCGUUGCUCUUCUUUCAUCAUGACUUGAUCAUCAUGAUCAUAGCUAAUGCAGUUUUCAUUGUCAGCUCCUGUAUGAUAUUUGAUGAAUAAAGAACAUGAGCAUAACAUCUAAAGAAACAAAACAAAACAAACAAAAAAAUACAGAAUAAUUGAUAUCAGCUGACUGUGGUGUGUGGAUCUUUCCUUAAGUGAACAUUAGAACAAACACUGAACUCUCACAUCAGUCAUUUUCAGAAAAAGGUGUAAUGAAAUGUUUAAAAUUAAAAUUUGAAAUGAAAAGAUA
Messenger RNA from Cyprinus carpio (common carp), 1328 nucleotides. RefSeq names its product beta-crystallin A1-like. Gene Ontology annotation, molecular function: structural constituent of eye lens. Lineage: Eukaryota; Metazoa; Chordata; Actinopteri; Cypriniformes; Cyprinidae. The record is from RefSeq and is a predicted model, not a curated record. Gene Ontology annotation, biological process: lens development in camera-type eye; visual perception.